UACAACUACAAAAAAAUAAUCUCGGAGUCGUUUUCAUUUUAGGGUUCUUCCAAACUUCUCAAAUAAAUACAUCUUUCCCUUCCAUUUCCCCCCGAUCCAAAUCCCAUAAACUAAUACUCAAUUAUUAAUCACAAAUCUUCAUUUUCUUCUUCUUCGUUAUUACCCUAAUCACUCUUAACAAAAAAACAAACAAAAAUUAACACUCUUUCGAUUUUCUUCAACCGUUUUCGUUUUUCUCUUUUGAAGCGAUUCUAGGGUUUUGCGUUUUUUAUGGUGGAUAUGGAUGGAUUUGGUGGCGGGGAUGAUGUUAAGGGACUAGAUCUUCGUCAAUUAGCGGCGGGGGAUAUUCCUAAAGAAGGUGCAGUUUUCGAUGCGACACAGUAUGCAUUUUUCGGUCAAGAUGCUUGUGUAGAAGAAGUUGAGUUGGGAGGGUUAGAUGAUGAUGACGGUUUGCCAGAGUCUAAUGAAGAGGAGUUCCUUCUUAAUAGAGAAGAGGUUGAGGAUGUUAAAUCUCUUUCUGAUAUUGAUGAUCUCAGCACCGAUUUUUGGAAGUUGAACAAGGUUGAGAUUGGACCACAAAACACAGCAAUUUUUGGUGAACGGGGAUCAAGAGAAAAUUCUACGGCUGAAUGGACACAGAGGAAUGAUAAUCUUAACUGGUUUGACCAGAAUCCUUAUGAUAGUGAAGGUUCUCUGGAUGGCAGAAGACUGUCAUCACAGCCUUAUUCUUCUUUUGCCCCUUUACAAGAAUCAAACUCCUUGUAUAGAACUUCUUCGUAUCCUGAGCAGCAAAGGCAGCAACAACAACACUACCUCCAACAUGGCUCAAGUGAAUCAGUUCCUAAUCGGUUUGAUCAGCCUUUUCGUGAUUCUGAAACACAGGAUGGCAAACGAUGGUCAUCACAGCCACAUUCCAACAUUGCACACAUAGAAGAAUCAAAGUCUUUGUACAGUACAUCUUUAUAUCCUGACAAACAACAGGAGCUUCUUCAUUUUUCUAAUGAUUCUACUUUGGCACCAUUUACUUCCUAUCCUCCACCUGGUGGUAGAGCUCUGCAGUCUUCUCCAAGUCAUAAUACAGGCCCCAUAAACAUUCCUUAUCAUGCUGCAGGAGCUCAGAUGGCACUAUCUUCUCAAAACCGUUCUCAUUUAUCCAAUUCUGCACUACAGUUGGGUGGAUUAAACCAUGGGUCACCUUUAAGUGGAAACAUGCGCCAAAUUCCUAUGGGUUCCCCUCUUAAUCAGCGAAUACAGAAUCCAUUGGUUAGCCAGGCAGGGCUAUAUAAUGGAGCCCAUCCCAAGAUUUCUUCUGGUUUACCCAUGAUCAACAAAUAUGACCAGAUGCUUGGGAUGAUGGAACUGAGGGAUCAAAUGCCAAAAUCUGCUCAAAUUGGUAGACAGAAUCUUCGAUUUUCUCCUCAGGGUUUUGAUAUGAGUAAUAACCAUAAAUUCAAUAAUGGAUGGCCCCGAUUUAGGUCUAAAUAUAUGACGACUGAGGAACUUGAGAAUAUAUUUAGAUUGCAGCUUGCAGCAACACAUACAAAUGAUCCAUAUGUAGAUGAUUAUUACAACCAAGGCUGUCUUGCGAAAAAAUCUUCAGGUGCUAAAUUGAGGCGUCACUUUUCACCAGCUCAAAUAAGGGAAAUCCCUCUGCGGGCUUCUUCUAAUGAACCGCAUGCUUUUCUUCAGGUUGAUGCUCUAGGGAGGGUUCCAUUCUCAUCAAUUCGCAGGCCCCGUCCUCUGCUGGAAGUUGAGCCACCAAAUUCCUCACGUGCUGGUGGUUCUGAGCAAAACAUUUCAGAAAAGCCCCUUGAACAGGAGCCAAUGUUGGCAGCAAGGGUCACAAUUGAGGAUGGUCUUUGUGUUCUGCUUGAUGUAGAUGAUAUUGAUCGUUUCCUACAGUUUAAUAAGCAGCUUCAAGAUGGUGGAGAUCAUUUAAAACGUAAAAGGCAGGGUCUUUUGGAAGGACUUUCAGCCUCGCUUCAAUUGGUUGAUCCACUCGGAAGGAUUGGACAGACAGUUGAACUUGCUGCAAAAGAUGACUAUGUUUUUCUCAGGAUACUUUCUCUUCCCAAGGGUCGAAAACUACUUGCUAGGUACCUUGAACUACUUUUUCCUGGGGGGGACCUUAUGCGAAUAGUCUGCAUGGCCAUCUUUCGUCAUUUAAGAUUCUUAUUUGGUGCCCUUCCCUCCGAUCCAGUGGCAUCAGAAACUGUAAUUAACCUUGCAAAGGUAGUUUCAAAGUGCGUCCGUGAAAUGGAUCUCGUUGCACUUAGUGUUUGCCUAGCUUCAGUUGUUUGUUCUGCUGAGCCGCCACCUUUACGUCCCCUUGGAAGCCCUGUUGGAGAUGGGACUUCCCUUAUUUUAGUAUCAGUCCUUGAGAGGGCUACCGAAGUUUUAACUGAUCCUCAUGCUGCUAGCAACUAUAACAUUAGAAAUCGUUCACUUUGGCAGGCUUCAUUUGAUGAAUUCUUUGGUCUUCUCACCAAGUAUUGUGUCAAUAAAUAUGACAGCAUCAUGCAAUCAUUCCUUGCUCAAGGGACAUCAAAUAUGGCGGUCAUUGGGCCUGAUGUUGCUCGAGCUAUUAGUAGGGAAAUGCCAGUUGAGCUCUUGCGUGCAAGUCUACCACACACCGAUGAUCGCCAGAAAAAAAUAUUACUUGAUUUUGCUCAGCGCUCUGUAGUUGGAUAUAGUAGCAACGCUGGGGGUAAUGGUCACCAUGCAAACUCACAGUCGGUGAUGAGAUAAUUAGGUAAUGAGACAUUCAUCUAAGGAGCUGUUUUCAAAGUAGAAUGGCAGUAAAUUUCAUAACAACCUUGUGUUUCUAGUUACUUUGGAGCAGUUUGAUGUGGAAGUAUCAGGUGCAUCUACCUUGAAAGUUUUUUAGCAUCUUCAUAUCUUCUUUCUUGUUAAUGCAAUGUAGCAUUGUUAUAAACUUGCAAUCGGGCCCAUUGUGUAUUAUGAUAGACUUGGCUUGAUUUGUUCCUCUUGUCUUUUAUUUUCUUUUGACAGGGGAGCUUUUUGUUACUCAGUUUGUUGUUUCUAGGGAACAAUAGUGGUGGGUAGUAUGUCUAGGGUUAGGUUUAAGCUUAAUCCUAAUGUUCCUUUACUAUUAUCAUACAGGCAUGGGAUUGGUUUUGUCUAUUACUCCAUAACAUCUACCUUAAUAGGUUUCACAUGUCCAAAUUGAAGUAGCAUUUUGGGGUUGGCCAAUUUGACCAUUGGACAAGGUGGUAUUGGUAUGCCUAAUAAUGAGUUCUGUCAACCUUGUUUCACGGUGUUAAUGGUUUUAGUUUCAGUUUCAUCCUCUCUUCCUCACUAUUCAGUUGCGGUAGAUGUGUAGUUUUGUACCAUCUCUUGUUCUUCAAUUGGAGUAUUGUUGGUCUAUCUUUGUUGUCUCUACUUUAGUUUUUCUUGGUUUUCAUUUCAUGUUUAGCCAAAUAAUUUGGCAGUUUCGUGAUCUUUUAGUUUUAUGGGCAAUGUAGAGAAUUUUCUCAUCAUUGAAAAUAAUGCAAAAAGGGCAAUGUUGUUUUGAAUAUGUUUAUGAUAAAUUCAUGACCGUAUUGCUCAUUUAUAGAAUGGGGAGUUAAUUUGGUUCAA
Molecule: messenger RNA, 3600 nt
Organism: Medicago truncatula (barrel medic)
Lineage: Eukaryota; Viridiplantae; Streptophyta; Magnoliopsida; Fabales; Fabaceae
Product: protein PAT1 homolog
Exons: 5
Coding region: 271-2748 (825 amino acids)
Biological process (GO): P-body assembly; deadenylation-dependent decapping of nuclear-transcribed mRNA
Cellular component (GO): P-body
Molecular function (GO): RNA binding
Source: RefSeq, a predicted model, not a curated record